GCCAGAGCCAAGCUCUUCCCCGAAAUGUCUCAGCUUCAGCAGCGCAGCUUGCCACUCUCCAUCCCAGGUUUCCGGACCGGACAGACAGUGGGGAUAAAACGGGCCUGGAGAGUCUCAGGAGCCACCGGCCUGAGGAGCCUAGCGCCUACCGCCUCUGCGCUCUCGGCUCCUGCUGGCACCUCCGCGACAUGAGCCUCGGAGCCGCCCCCCGCCCCCGGCCCCGCCCGGGGCUGCUGCUCCUGGGACUGCUGCUCCUGGGACUGCUGCUCCUGCCAGCCGUGGUCUCCCUCGCCAGCGCAGAUCCUGAAGGAGGAGAUGGAGACCUGCGCUGCGUCUGUGCGAAGACCAGCUCCCAAGUCCGUCCCAAGCAAGUCAACAGCUUGGAGGUGAUCAGGGCCGGAGUCUACUGUCACACCCCACAACUGAUAGCUACCAUGAGGAAUGGGAGGAAAACUUGCGUGGACCCGCAGGCCCCCGUGUAUAAGAAAAUAAUCAAGAAAAUUUUGGAGAGUCAGCUAUCAGCUGCCUGAAUCUGUACAUUUGCUAUAUAACGUGUUUUGUUUUGUUUUUUUCAUUUUCAAUCUGUGGAAAAAUCUUCUGAUGUUUUUAUUAUCCUUUAAAUUCUAAAUAAAUAAAAUAAAUCAAGUU
Messenger RNA from Diceros bicornis minor, 648 nucleotides. RefSeq names its product platelet factor 4-like. Gene Ontology annotation, cellular component: extracellular region. Gene Ontology annotation, molecular function: CXCR chemokine receptor binding; chemokine activity. Gene Ontology annotation, biological process: neutrophil chemotaxis; chemokine-mediated signaling pathway; cellular response to lipopolysaccharide. The transcript has 3 exons. The record is from RefSeq and is a predicted model, not a curated record. Bases 189 to 530 code for a protein of 113 amino acids. Lineage: Eukaryota; Metazoa; Chordata; Mammalia; Perissodactyla; Rhinocerotidae.